AUGGCUGCAAAAAUCACUGAUCUUCUUCUCAUGCUACUCAUCUUUCUAAGUGAAUCAUGUGUCAUCAUCUUAGCAUUCAAUGUUGUUGAUUUCGGGGCAAACCCUGACGGCGUGACUGACUCUUCAGAGCCAUUUUUACGGGCAUGGGCGGCCGCCUGUGCCUCGCCGGAGCCGGCCGUCAUUUACGUGCCGCCGGGAAGGUAUUCAAUCACGCAAGUUAAGUUUGGAGGAAAGUGCAUGAGCAGAGGCAUUGAAUUCUUAAUCAACGGCACCCUGGUUGCUCCCGCCGACUAUAAUGUCAUCGGAAACGUGGGUUACUGGAUUCUGUUUGAUGGCGUUGACGGCGUCUUCAUUAACGGCGGCACCCUCGACGGUCAGGGUGCUGCCUUGUGGAACUGCAAGGCUUCCCGGAAGGACUGCCCCAAUGGCGCUACGAGUCUAGGGUUUAUCCAUUCCAACAACGUCAUGGUAUACGGGCUAACCUCCGUUAACAGCCAGUUGUUCCACGUCGUUAUCCUCGCCUGCAAAAACACGACACUGCAAGGGUUAAACAUUAUGGCCCCUAGAAAUAGUAUUAACACAGACGGCGUUCAUGUCCAGUUCUCGUCAGGUAUUACCGUCGUCGACUCUAAUAUCGGCACCGGAGACGACUGUGUAUCGAUCGGCCCAGGCAGUACUAAUCUAUGGAUUGAGAACAUUGUGUGUGGCCCCGGCCACGGAAUCAGCAUUGGAAGUUUAGGCAGGGAUUAUGAAGAAAAAGGGGUGCAAAAUGUGACGGUUAAAAUGGUUACCUUUAUAAAUACACAAAAUGGUGCAAGGAUAAAAACUUGGGGCAGACCAAGCACAAGUUUUGUGAAGGAUGUCCUCUUCCAACAUGCUCUUAUGUACGAUGUCCAAAAUCCCAUUAUUAUCGACCAGAAUUACUGCCCCUACAACAAAAGUAGUUGCCCAGGCCAGUAUUCGGGUGUUAAAAUUAGUGAUGUAACAUAUGAAGACAUCCGAGGAACAUCUGCAACGCAAGUAGGGGUGAGACUCGACUGUAGCGCGACGAACCCGUGCCGCAGCAUAAAACUACAGGACGUCAUGUUGACGUAUGAAGACGGACCAGCCGAAGCGUCAUGCGUUAACGCCGACGGAACAACUUCCGGCGUUAUUCAACCUAUGGCUUGUUUCUAAUCUAAUUAACACAACAACGUAUGUAGCUAAUGUAA
Ipomoea nil (Japanese morning glory) is the source of this 1211-nucleotide messenger RNA. RefSeq names its product polygalacturonase-like. The transcript is spliced from 4 exons. The record is from RefSeq and is a predicted model, not a curated record. Lineage: Eukaryota; Viridiplantae; Streptophyta; Magnoliopsida; Solanales; Convolvulaceae. Gene Ontology annotation, biological process: carbohydrate metabolic process. Gene Ontology annotation, molecular function: polygalacturonase activity. The coding region runs from base 1 to 1176 and encodes 391 amino acids.